Messenger RNA from Engraulis encrasicolus (European anchovy), 9833 nucleotides. It is a transcript of the gene lama2, whose product is annotated as laminin, alpha 2. NCBI's taxonomy places the organism in Eukaryota, Metazoa, Chordata, Actinopteri, Clupeiformes, Engraulidae. Gene Ontology annotation, molecular function: signaling receptor binding; extracellular matrix structural constituent. The record is from RefSeq and is a predicted model, not a curated record. The transcript has 66 exons. Gene Ontology annotation, biological process: regulation of embryonic development; cell adhesion; regulation of cell adhesion. Gene Ontology annotation, cellular component: basement membrane. The coding region runs from base 151 to 9765 and encodes 3204 amino acids.
AAGCGGGAGUUUCCUCCUGAACUUGAAAAGUCAGUCUUGACGCCCCCCUCCCUCAGUUUUCACCCACAACAGGAGUUGAGUUGUCCGCCGCUCUCCAAAAAGUGACUCCGGCGAGCUGUGCACUAAUGAAGAAAUAACCGGACUGGAAAAAUGAAAGCGCUAUCUCUACUCGCACUCGCUGCGUUGCUAUGGCAAUGCAGCCUAGCUCAGCAAAGGGGCCUGUUCCCUGCGGUGCUGAACCUGGCCACCAUGGCCAACAUCACGGCCAACGCCACGUGUGGGCAGGAGGGGCCCGAGAUGUACUGCAAACUGGUGGAGCACGUGCCCGGACAGCCCGUCAGGAACCCACAGUGCCGCGUGUGCAACAUGCAGAGCGCCAGAGCUUUUGAGCGUCACCCUAUCGAGUAUGCCAUCGAUGGGACUAACAGGUGGUGGCAGAGUCCCAGCAUCAAGAACGGCAUGGUCUACCACUACGUUACCCUCACGCUGGACUUAAAACAGGUGUUCCAGAUCGCCUACGUGAUCCUAAAGGCGGCCAACUCCCCGCGCCCCGGCAACUGGAUUCUAGAACGUUCCCUGGACGGCGUGACGUUCACCCCGUGGCAGUACUACGCCAUCACCGACACGGAGUGCCUGACGCGCUACAACGUGGUGCCCCGCACCGGCCCGCCCUCUUACACCCGCGACAACGAGGUCAUCUGCACCUCCUUCUACUCCAAGAUCCACCCCCUGGAGAACGGAGAGAUCCACACGUCGCUUAUCAACGGGCGCCCGAGCGCGGAAGACCCCUCGCCAGCCCUGCUGAACUUUACCUCCGCCCGCUACAUACGCCUGCAGUUCCAGCGAAUCAGAACGCUCAAUGCCGACCUCAUGACCUUGUCCCAGAACGAUCGCGUGCGCGAAGUGGACCGCAUCGUCACCAGGCGUUAUUACUACUCCAUAAAGGACAUCUCCGUGGGAGGCAUGUGUAUCUGCUACGGCCACGCCAAAGCCUGCCCCUUCAACGACCAGACCAAGAAAUUCAGCUGUGAGUGUGAACAUAACACCUGUGGGGAGAGCUGUGACCGCUGUUGCCCGGGUUACCACCAGCGACCAUGGAUGGCCGGAACCUUCCUCACACGACACGUCUGCGAAAAGUGUAACUGCCAUGGCAAGUCGGCAGAGUGCUACUUCAACCAGACAGUGGCCGAGCGGGGGCUGAGCCUCAACACGGACGGCGAGUACGAGGGAGGCGGAGUCUGUCUGUCCUGCACCAGGAACACGGCCGGCAUCAACUGCCAAUCAUGCAGCCAGGGAUACUACAGACCCGUCGGAGUGAGUCCAGAUGAGCCGAACCCUUGCAGGCCUUGUUCGUGCGAUCCUAUUGGCUCUCUGCAUGAUGCCUGCGUACCUGACCAAUCCCAGGCUGAAGGCGAGUUGACGGCAGGCUCGUGCCGCUGUAAGCCUGGCUAUGGAGGAGAGAAGUGCCAGCGUUGUGACUACGGCUACACCGGCUACCCCCACUGUGUACGCUGCAACUGCAGCAUGCAGGGCAGCACCAACGAGGACCCCUGCCAAUCCCCCUGCAUGUGCAAGGAGAGUGUUGAGGGAGAGAACUGUGACCGCUGCAAGCUGGGCUUCUACAAUCUCCAGGGCAACAAUCCCCGCGGCUGCGAGAGGUGCUACUGCUCCGGAGUGACCGACCAAUGCCACAGCUCCCACUGGGCCUACGCCAACGUGACUGACAUGUCUGCCUGGUAUCUGACUGGUCCAUCUGGAAAAGAAAGGAUGUGGCCAACCCGGGACUCCGCCCACCAGCUGAGCGUACGCAACCAGGUCGCCCGGAAUCACCUGCCCAAGACAUACUACUGGAGCGCACCUGAGCAUUACCUGGGCAACAAGCUGGCGGCGUACGGCGGCAGCCUGAUGUACAGCGUCUCCUAUGACACGGAGUGGAGGGAUAAAGUGGCGCGCGUUGUCACCGGCCCUGAUGUCAUCAUCGAGGGCGACGGUCUGAAAUUGAUGGACAGCUCGGGAGGCCAGCCGGUGUACCCGUUUGCGGAGAGCAACAGGCGGGUGUUGCUGGUGCCGGAGAGCUUCCAGCACGCGGACACGAGGCAGGCGGUGAGCCGCGCGGAGCUGAUGGCCGUGCUCCACAACAUCCAGAGACUACUCAUCAGGGCAACCUACUGCGAUGAUCACACUGCCAUCUACAGGCUUAGCUCGGUGGCUCUGGAGGAGGCGCGUGAGGAGGCUGAGGGGGAGAACAGAGCUGUCUCCGUGGAGGUGUGCCAGUGUCCCCAAGGCUUCAGCGGAGCCUCCUGCGAGGGCUGUCUAUCGGGCUACCGCAGGGUGAACAGCACGGUGUACCAGGGCAGCUGUGAGCCCUGUAGCUGCCACGGACACGCCACCGAAUGUGACCACAUCACUGGAGCCUGCUUGGGUUGUCGUGACCACACCACCGGGCCCCAUUGUGACACGUGUGCCACUGGUUACUAUGGAGACGCUACCAAGGGAACGCCCAGCGACUGCCAACCAUGCGCGUGUCCACUGCUGGCUCCCUCCAACAACUUCAGUCCGACGUGUCACCUGGGCCGCGACGGGGAGUUAGUGUGUGACCAGUGUCAGCCUGGAUACACCGGACCACGCUGUGACAGCUGUUCCAAUGGCUACUUCGGGCGCCCGGGCGUGGCGGGGGGGUCGUGCCGGCCGUGCGAGUGCAACGAUAACCUGGACACGUUGGCGCCGCGCAGCUGCGACCCGGUGAGCGGCGCGUGCCUGAAGUGCCUGGAGGGGUACGCCGGCGACACCUGCCACACCUGCUCUGACGGCUUCUAUGGCGACGCCAUCACGCUCAAGAACUGCGCGUCUUGCGAGUGUCACCCCAACGCGUCCCGCUCGGCAGUGUGUGAUAAGCAGUCGGGGCAGUGCCAGUGCCGGCAGCACGUGGUUGGACGCAAGUGCGAUGAGUGUAUGCCGAACUAUUGGUGGGACGGCGAGCGCGUCCAGUGCCGGCCUUGCAACUGCAACCGGCGCGGCUCCAUGUCCCAGCGCUGCGACGCGGAGGGCCGCUGCCUCUGCCGCCCCGGCUUCGUGGGCCACCACUGCGGUGUGGCCCGGCCCCAGCAGCAGGGCCAGCAGGGCCCCGACCGCAGGGAGAGCCAGAGGCCCGUGCUGCAGGUGCCCCUGGAGCAGCUGGAGAAGUGGAGCAACACGGGGCGGCGCGGGGGCUGCCCCAGAGGAGCCUACCGCCCCACAGUGCCGGAGCAUCACCUCGACUCUGCGCGCGGCUGCGUGCCGUGCCACUGCAACUCGUUUGGCUCCAAGUCGUUUGACUGUGACGAGGGCGGCCAGUGCCGAUGCCAGCCGGGCGUGACGGGCCAGAAGUGCGACCGCUGCAAACCGGGACACUUCAACUUCCAGGAAGGCGGCUGCACACCGUGCCAAUGCUCUCACGUGGGCGAUAACUGCGAUGCCAACACUGGCCAGUGCAUCUGCCCCCCCAACACCAUCGGGGAGCGCUGCGACAAGUGUGCACCUAACCACUGGGGGCACGACAUCAGCACCGGCUGCAAGGCGUGUGGCUGUGACGUGGUAGGCUCCAUGAGCCAGCAGUGCAACCUGAACACGGGCUGCUGUGCGUGCCGCGAGCAGUUCACCGGCGAGAAGUGCAACGAGUGUAAGCUGGGACGCCGAGACUUCCCACAGUGCAUUGCGUGCGAGUGCAACGCCGCCGGAUCCACCGCCGACACCUGUGACGCGGAGCAGGGAGUGUGUGCCUGUGCCGACCGCACCGGACAGUGCUCAUGCAAGGCGAAUGUGCAGGGUCUGAGUUGUGACGCGUGUCGUGCGGGCACCUUCGGCCUGACGGUCUCCAACCCGCUGGGCUGCAGCAAGUGCUACUGCUACGGCCUGACUGGGAAGUGUACAGAGGCCCUCGGACUCAUCAGGAUGUGGUUGACCCUGAUGCCAGAGCAGACUGUCCUCCCCCUGGUGGACAGAUCCAAUCAGCAGGACACCACCCACGGGGUCUCCUUCCAGCACCCCGAGAUCAUCGCCAACGCAGACCUGGUCAAGCAGAGGCUCACCGAACCCUACUACUGGAGGAUGCCCAAGCAGUUCAAGGGAUCCAUGAUAACGGCCUACGGGGGCAAGCUGAAGUACGCCAUCUACUUUGAGGGGCGUGACGAGACGGGCCACACCUCCUACGAGCCGCAGGUGCUGAUCAGGGGCGGGGCCAACAAGGACAAGGUCAUGGUGCGUCACCUCCCGGGGCUGCAGAUUGGACAGCUGACCCGUCACGAGAUCGACAUGACAGAGCAUGAAUGGAAGUUUUCGGACAACAGGCCGCUGACGCGUGAGGACUUCAUGGACGUGCUGUUCUACGUGGAGUACGUCCUGAUCAAGGCAUCGCACGGCAGCAUGAUGCGACACAGCAGGAUCUCUGAGAUCUCUCUGGAGGUGGCUGAGGAGGGUCGUCCGUCCCCUGUGAGUCCUCGUGCCCAUCAGAUCGAGAAGUGUGACUGCCCCUCUGGAUACUCCGGCCUGUCCUGUGAGGAGUGUGCGGCUGGUUUCUACCGGCUGCGCGGCGGUGCGCCGGCGUCGAGGGCUGGCUUUGGCAGCUGCGUCAAGUGCCAGUGUAACCGCCACAGCGACACCUGCGACCCGGAGACCUCCGUCUGCCAGAGUUGUCAGGACAACACCGAGGGUGAUAAGUGUGAGCGCUGUGCUCAGGGCUACUACGGGGUGGUGCGCGGCUUCAGCAACGACUGCAAACCCUGUGGCUGCCCCCUCACUAACCCCGAGAACAAUUUCAGCCCCACGUGUGUGACUGAGGGCAUCAACGACUACCGCUGCACUGCCUGCCCUGAGGGCUACGAGGGCAAGUACUGCGAGAGGUGUUCCAUCGGUUUCCACGGUGACCCGCGUGCGCCGGGCGGGCGCUGCGAGGAGUGUAAGUGUGACGCGUGGGGGGCGCUGCCGCAGCCCUGUGACCCCGUGACGGGCCAGUGCCAGUGUCGUCACGGCUCCCGUGGCCUCAAGUGUGACCGCUGCAUGGAAAGGCAUGUGUGUGGGCCUGCCGGCAUCGUGUCCUGUGACGACGAGUGCAGCGGUCUUCUGCUCAGUGACAUGGACAAGCUCCUCAGGCUGAUCGACGGGGUGAACCUCACCCUGCCUCUCCCCCCCCCCUACAAGAUACUCUACCGCUUCGAGAACAUGACUGAGGAGCUCAAACACAUGCUCUCUCCACAGAGGGCGCCAGAGAGGCUGUUGCAGCUGGCUGACAGCAACCUGGGCAGCUUGGUGACAGAGAUGGACGAACUACGCAGCCGAGCCACCAAGGUGUCAGCUGAUGGCGAGCAGACAGACUCUGAUGCUGAGAGCACCCACCAGAGAGCGGAGGAGCUGGAGCAGUUCAUCAAGAACACCCUGCUAGCUGCUGAAGCGCUGCGAGACAAAGCCCAGGACCUGAAUGCCAGUCUGGGCCGUCGCGACGGGGCGCCGGAGAAGAGCCUGAACGAGAUGCAGGAGGAGAUCGAAGCCAUGCUCGCCGAGAUGAGGAAACGACAGCUCGCGGGGAAGAAGACCAUCGCAGAGGACGAACUGGGGGCGGCGGAGGCGCUGUUCCAGAAGGUGAAGCGUCUGUUCGGGGACCCCCACCAGGCCACGGAGGACCUAAAGGAGGAGGUGACGGGCAAGAUGGAGGAGCACUACGCCAAGCUCAACGACACCCAGGAGCUCCUCAAGGAGGCGCAGGCCAACACCAAGCAGGCCGCAGCAACGUCCGACGCCAACCAGCGCAAACUGGACGCACUGCAGCGUAAGCACAAGGCUGCUCUGGCCGGGAAGAAGGCCACGGAGGCGGAGCUAGAGGAAGGAGAGAGACUAUUGGACGAGGCCAACCUGCUCUCAGACAACCUCAACCAGGACGUGGAGGAGCUGGAUGCUAUGAGCCGUGAGCUGGGUCCUCUUCAUGACCAGCUGGACUACAAGGUGAGCCGACUGACGGACGGCCUGAGUGACAACACACUACCAGAGCUUCUACUGAGGGCAGAAGACCACGCCGCACAGCUCAACGAGUCUGCCGCCAUACUGGACGGUAUCCUGGCGGGUGCUAAGAAUCUGUCCUUCAACGCCACGGCGGCCUUCAAGGCCUACAGCAACAUCAAGGACUCCAUCGAGGAGGCCGAGCGCGUCGCCAAGGAGGCCAGGGCACAUAGCAACGAGGCAGUGCAGCUGGCUACUGGUCCCGAGGGCCCCGUGAAGGACGAGGCCAGGGGCUCCCGACAGAAGAGCAACAAGCUGCUGGAGCAGGCCAAGAAACUGGAGAACGACGUCAACGAUAACGGAGAGGCAUUGGAUAACCUGAAGGGGCGCAUGAAGGCAGCGGGGGGGAAGAACGCUGGACUGAUGAAGGACCUCAACGACACUCUGGGCAUGCUCGCCACCAUCCCCGACGAUACGGCGGCGAAGAUCCAAGCGACCAAGCUGAAGGCUGGCGAGGCCAACGAGACGGCGGAGGAGGUUCUAGAACGCCUGCGGGACAUGAACCUGAACCUCAUGGGCAUCCAGCGGAACUACAGCAAGCUGGCGGACGACGUCAGCAAGGCCAACAACAUGAUACAGGACCCCGACCAGAACAUCCACGCGGCGGGUGCGAAGGUGCGCGACCUGGAGAACGAGGCGGACCGCCUACUGGAGAAGCUGAAGCCCAUGCAGGAGCUGCAGGACCAUCUGAAGAAGAACAUCUCGCAGAUCAAGGAGCUCAUCAACCAGGCCCGCAAGCAGGCCAACUCUAUCAAAGUGUCUGUGUCGUCUGGAGGCGACUGUAUCCGAGCCUACCGGCCCGACAUCAAGAAGGGCAGUUACAACACCAUCGUCCUCAACGUCAAGACCCUCACCGCAGACAACCUGCUCUUCUACCUCGGCAGUGCCAAAUACGUGGACUUCCUGGCCAUCGAAAUGCGUAAGGGCAAGGUCAACUUCCUGUGGGACGUGGGCUCAGGAGUGGGCCGAGUGGAGUACCCCGACCUGACCAUCGACGACGGCAACUGGCACCGCAUCGAGGCAACACGGAGUGGCAUGAACGGCAGUAUCUCGGUUCACCCACUAGAGGGCCCCAGAGCGGGCAUCCUGCCCACCACCACCAGUGCCCUCUCCCCCCAGUCCUUCACCGUGCUUGACGUCGACCAAAACGCAUACCUGUUCGUCGGUGGCAUACUGGGCACCGUCAAGAAAGCAGACGCGGUGAAGACCACCACCUUUAAUGGCUGCAUGGGAGAGACCUUCCUGGACAAGAAACCCAUCGGCCUGUGGAACUUCCGAGAGCGGGAGGGAGACUGCAAGGGAUGCGCUGUCAGUCCCCAGCCCGCGGACUCGGAGGGCACGGUCCAGUUUGACGGCGAGGGCUACGCCGGCGUCAGCAAGCCCACGCGAUGGAACCCGAACAUCUCCACGGUGAUGUUCAAGUUCCGCACGCUCUCCUCCAACGCGCUCGUCAUGUACCUCGCCACCACAGACAUGAAGGACUUCAUGGCUGUGGAGCUGUCUGAAGGUCGCGUGAAGGUCAGCUUUGACCUUGGCACAGGUACGGGUACUGCCACCACUACUCGCCGCUACAACGACGGCAAGUGGAAGUCCUUCACCAUGUCCCGCAGCAAGAACCAAGGCAUGGUGACGGUGGUUGACGUUGACAGCAGUGAGGAGGAGAGGGUGGAGGUGGCGUCCAAGGGAGCCAGCUCUGGACUAAACCUGAAGGACGAGAGGAUCUACUUUGGCGGCCUGCCCAUCAUCGGCAACUACAGUCAAGGCAGUAUCAAGUCAAGGCCUGAGGUGACCACUAAGAGGUAUGCGGGAUGCCUGAAGGACAUAGAAGUUUCCAGAACACCCUACAACCUGCUCAGCAGCCCCGACUACACCGGACUCGCCAAGGGAUGCUCAAUAGAGGACCUCCACACGGUGAGCUUCCCCAAGCCGGGCUACAUGGAGCUGCCCCGCACCGCCUUCCUGGUGGGCACGGAGAUCUCCCUGUCCUUCAGCACCGCCAGCGACACGGGCAUCAUCCUCUACGGCAAGGGAGGCAUCCCGCUCUUCCAGCAGAACACACGACGCAGACGCAGGCAGACGGGAGAGCCGUUCCUGCUGGUCCAGCUGCGUGAGGGGGAUCUGGAGGUGAUGGUGUCCACUGGAGGCAAGAACACUCGCAAGAUCGUCCGCAAACCUGACGACAACAUCCUGCACGACGGACGCGAACACUCCCUGCGCAUCGAGAGGAUCGGAGGGUCGUUCUCGUUGCUGGUGGACGAGGAGGAGAGGCUGGAGCAGGUGUUGACGAGCCCCCAGCCCCUGCACAUCGAGCGGCUGUUCGUGGGAGGCCUGAGCCCCGACGUGGAGGCCUCCUCCAGCAGGCCCAACCUGCCCUUUGACGGAUGCAUCUGGAACCUGCUUAUUAACACUGUGCCUGUAGACUUCUCUCGACCAGUGGCAUUUGACAAUGCUGAAAUAGGGCAGUGUCCUAACCUGGCCCCGCCCCCGCCCCCGCCCCCUGGUCCUCUGCCAACGGAGGGCGGAGAAGGUGGUGAUGGGGGAGAAGGAGAUGAAGAGGGGGCAGAGGGGGGAGAAGGAGAGACACCCGCCCCAGUCCCACCACCACUCCCGCCAUCCACUGUGCCGUGUGCUGCUGAGACAGAUCCCGUCGUCCUGGAGAUGGGCAAACAGUUUGGUCUCUCCAGAAACAGCCACAUGGCCUUCCAGUUCGAUGACACCAAGGUCAAGAACAGGCUGAUCAUUGAGUUUGAGAUCCGCACGACGGCCUCGUCCGGCCUGGUGUUCUACAUGGCACGUAUCAACCACGCCGACUUCGCCACCGUGCAGAUCAAGGAGGGGCAGGCCCACCUGGGCUUCGACCUCGGCCACGGAAACACCUCCAUCGGGGUGCCGCGCAUCAUCAAUGACGGACAGUGGCACAAGAUCCGUGUGGUGAGGACGAAGCAGAAGGGGAUCCUGACGGUGGACGGACGCUUCACCAAGACCACCACCAGCCCCAAGAAGGCGGACAUCUUGGAUGUGGUGGGCAUGCUCUACGUAGGGGGCCUGCCCAUCAACUACGUUACCAAGAGGAUCGGACCGGUGGUGUACAGUAUCGACGCGUGCAUCAGGAACUUCAAGAUGGUGGACAGCGAGGUGGACCUGGAUAACCCCGCCUCCAGCUACCGCGUGGGCUCCUGCUUCGCCAACCCCGAGAAGGGCACACACUUCCAGGGCACAGGGUUCGCCAAAGCAGUGGCCACCUAUAAGGUGGGUCAGCAGGUGUCUGUGGAGUUUGAGUUCCGCACCUCCAGGAGCGACGGCGUCAUCAUGGGGGUCAGCAGCCAAUCAGAGGGCAUGGGCAUCGAACUGGUCAACGGCAAGCUCCUCUUCAGUGCUGAUAACGGCGCUGGCCUCUUCACGGCACUCUACUCCCCGGAGGAGGAGGCAAGGCUAUGCGACGGCCAAUGGCAUUCGGUCGCCGCCCACAAGCAGAAGCACCGUCUGGAGCUGGUGGUCGACGGCAAGAGUGUGGAGGCCAUCAGCCCCCGGAGCGCCCCCUCGGCAGACACCAACGACCCCAUCUACUUCGGCGGAUACCCAGCGGGCCUGAAGCAGGCUGGGCUGACCACGGCCGCCCCCUUCAAGGGUUGCCUGCGCGAGGUCAAGAUCAUCAAGGCGGGCAAGGUCCUGGAGGUGCAGUUCAACAAGGCCCUGGAGAUCAGCGGAGUCCAGCCCCUCACCUGCCCCGCCGCAUAACGACCCCCCCCACACCACACACACCAGACCUGACACACACACACACACAUAUAUGAUCCUGCUGCAUA